Molecule: messenger RNA, 897 nt
Organism: Drosophila hydei
Lineage: Eukaryota; Metazoa; Arthropoda; Insecta; Diptera; Drosophilidae
Exons: 1
Coding region: 1-897 (298 amino acids)
Source: RefSeq, a predicted model, not a curated record
AUGUCUCGGCUGCUCAUACAACUCGGCUGCUCUUUGCUGCUGGUGGCUGCAAUCGCUGGGCUGCCAGAGGAGACUUUCACGACGGUUGAUUCCUUUGAGUUUCCCUCUGACUACACUCUGUCUGAGCUCGACGAGCCGAACGCUCAGGAGACAGAUUUGAUGAUGGCGCAAAAAGUCAAUUGGUUGCCCAUUGACGAGCAUCUGAGUAGGCAGGUGAGAGAGGUGCAAGAGCCGGAGCAAGUGGCGCCAACGAAAGCGGAAGAAGUCAAGGCAGGCAGCGAAUGCCCAAUUGAUGCCGAACGUGGCUUGACUGCACUCAUACGCAAUGCUCGUCCUUUGUUGCCAGCGGAUCGCUUGCGCAAUAUAUUGGCCAAUGCGCGGGAGGAUCCCGAGGUGCGUGCCUUGGUCAUGUUGCUGCGCAGCGAGCAGUUCAAGGAACGGGUGAUGCGUCUAAGCCAAAUCAAGGAGAAAAUCGUCCAAAAAGAUUUCUUGUGCCGCACCUUGAAGCUCAACCAUGCCUACUACGUCGAGUACUUGCGGAUGCUUUUCAAUGCUCAGUUGUCGGAGACGGCCAGCAGCCCGCUGCCCAAUCGCCGCAAGGGCAUACGUGGAUUGCUGAUGGAUUUGCGUGACGCACUGCCACGUGCUGAGCUCCGGGAUCUCUACAGACGACAAUUGGCCACGGACAAGGAACUCGCCGCAGCUGUACGUCAAAUACGCAGCACUGAGUUUCGUCGCAUUCUCAUCAACUUGCGCGCUCUGUCUGAGUAUAGGGCGUUGCGGGACGAACUGCUCAAGGUGGGCGUGCCUCUGCAACAAAUACUCAGUCUCAUAAGCAAUGCACUGGGCUGGCCGAGUCUAGAUUUGGGCAGCGAACUAGAUUUUGUCAUUGCUUAA